AUGACUUUGAUGAGAAUUACUUUGAGGGCGGUGGAGAUUAGCGCUGAAGGAAGGCAAACGCAGCAGGAUACAGCAGGAUACAGCAGGAUACAGCAGAACGCAGCAGGAUACAGCAGGAUACAGCAGAACGCAGCAGGAUACAGCAGGAUACAGCAGAACGCAGCAGGAUACAGCAGGAUACAGCAGAACGCAGCAGGAUACAGCAGAACGCAGCAGGAUACAGCAGAACGCAGCAGGAUACAGCAGAACGCAGCAGGAUACAGCAGAACGCAGCAGGAUACAGCAGGAUACAGCAGAACGCAGCAGGAUACAGCAGAACGCAGCAGGAUACAGCAGAACGCAGCAGGAUACAGCAGGAUACAGCAGAACGCAGCAGGAUACAGCAGAACGCAGCAGGAUACAGCAGAACGCAGCAGGAUACAGCAGAACGCAGCAGGAUACAGCAGAACGCAGCAGGAUACAGCAGAACGCAGCAGGAUACAGCAGGAUACAGCAGAACGCAGCAGGAUACAGCAGAACGCAGCAGGAUACAGCAGAACGCAGCAGGAUACAGCAGAACGCAGCAGGAUACAGCAGAACGCAGCAGGAUACAGCAGAACGCAGCAGGAUACAGCAGGAUACAGCAGAACGCAGCAGGAUACAGCAGAACGCAGCAGGAUACAGCAGAACGCAGCAGGAUACAGCAGAACGCAGCAGGAUACAGCAGAACGCAGCAGGAUACAGCAGAACGCAGCAGGAUACAGCAGAACGCAGCAGGAUACAGCAGGAUACAGCAGAACGCAGCAGGAUACAGCAGAACGCAGCAGGAUACAGCAGAACGCAGCAGGAUACAGCAGAACGCAGCAGGAUACAGCAGAACGCAGCAGGAUACAGCAGAACGCAGCAGGAUACAGCAGGAUACAGCAGAACGCAGCAGGAUACAGCAGGACCUUUACCUCGACCUUUCUCCAAACUCACACUGCAGACCUUUACUGGCCUUUGGCGAGCGUUGAUGACUGA
Messenger RNA from Knipowitschia caucasica, 999 nucleotides. The record is from the annotation of a GenBank genome assembly. Lineage: Eukaryota; Metazoa; Chordata; Actinopteri; Gobiiformes; Gobiidae.